Molecule: messenger RNA, 1497 nt
Organism: Cyprinodon tularosa
Lineage: Eukaryota; Metazoa; Chordata; Actinopteri; Cyprinodontiformes; Cyprinodontidae
Exons: 2
Coding region: 1-1404 (467 amino acids)
Source: RefSeq, a predicted model, not a curated record
AUGAAAAACCACAUUUACAUCGCCACUGGAAACUUGGAGGAGAUUGUCCAACCCAUGCUGGGAACGCUGUCACCAGCCCAGUGGGCCUUGCUUUCGCAGGGUCUAUCGGAUUCCCAAAUAACAACAGUCCUGGGAGAUAUUAUCACCACCAUUUUUCAGCAAUGUGUGGAAAAUGCAUUGAGGAUCCUUAUUCCACAGACUGGAGAGAAUCUGCAGCCUGGUGUAAAGACCGCAACCCCAACGGAAAGUAUCCGAGUGAGUUUGACCAACAUGAUUUCAACAGAAAUCGCAAAUGUCCUGCAUGUUGAACCCGAAUUCUGUCCUGAAGGCGAGGAGUUAAACAUCUUAAUGCAAGAGGAGAUCUCUAGUAAAGUUACAUCCCUGACCAAUGAAAUGUUAAAGUCCCCCAAUUACCCUGAGGAAUCUGCAGUAUACGUGAGCCGACACUUUACCAACUGGAAAAACUACGUCAAAAUGAUCCAAAAUACAUUGAAAUGUGUUCAACAACAUAUAAACAGAGUCAAAACUGGAUGUUUUGUCAAAUAUUCGAACACAUUCAUGACAAAACAGGCAACACCAAAAGCAGAGACCACACCUGACUUUUCAGAGACAAGAAGUCUUUUAAGCAUAAAAAGUCACUUUGACCAAAGAACAGCUACUAAGAGCAUUUUUCAGAUAUUAACUAAACAUACAAAAGACCUUCCUGAUGUUGAUUCCACUGAAUUAUUGCAUCUGUCAGAGGAAAUCCGCCAAACUGUUCACAAGGACCUUCAUUACUGUAUGUCAGACGAUUCAGCUGCGAAAUGUUCAUGCAUCCCACAUAUUAACAUCCUAACAGUUAUGAAUAUGAUCAGCCGCUUUUUCCUAUGCCACAGAACUGCUCCAGGUAACAAACAGUCAGAAACAACAAGCACACGAGAAUUUUCCAAGUUUAUAGCGGAGCAAUUCAGAAUCAUGGUAUCUUCUUUGGAAAAAUCGCUGCAUUCAACUGAAAAACUGGUAAAACUGGAAAAUGACUGUUCAUCUAACGGAUGGAAAUGGAUCAUGUUAAAUGAAUGCAUUUCAGAGCUUUCGCUGGUCGACGACAGCACACAAGCGCUAAAGAUCGACGGCACGGACUGCUUUCUCCUGAUGUAUUUGAAUUGCAUAAAACCUCAAAUUAUGCAGUUGUGUGCAGAACCCAUGGAAAACCCAUUACUGAAUGAGACGACCCAAAAGUUGGAACGGGAGCUGACAGACAAAUUAUAUUUCUACUUACUGGGGGGCCAUUUUCAUCCACCUCUUGUUCGUCCAAAACGAAAAUUUCUUUCAGACUCUGUCCUCUCUUUACAGAAAGUAAGAGACAUUUCUGGCCAGAUCCAAAUUAGCCCUGAUGUCUUGUAUGCCAGAACACAAGAGGAGUAGCUCUUCAUCUCUGUGAUUUUCCGGCCUGGACUGCUCCUGCUUUGACACCUGCUCUGGAUUCUUGCUCCCGAUUCUUCUACUCUUCCUUGUCUG